This is a messenger RNA of Zymoseptoria tritici IPO323, 1126 nucleotides long. RefSeq lists its product as uncharacterized. The transcript is spliced from 3 exons. The record is from RefSeq and is a predicted model, not a curated record. Bases 65 to 1126 code for a protein of 353 amino acids. Lineage: Eukaryota; Fungi; Ascomycota; Dothideomycetes; Mycosphaerellales; Mycosphaerellaceae. Gene Ontology annotation, molecular function: oxidoreductase activity.
CAAAGAAUAAAAUGUUGUCUUCCUCGACCGCUCUUGUGUUCGUUCACCGCAACCUCACACAGCGAUGGCGAAACAGAUCAAGCAAUGGGUGACCGCUCAAGAUGGACUCGACAAUCUACGCUUGACCACAGGCUCAAUGCCGGAGCCGAAAGAUGGCGAGGUCCUGGUCAAGAUUAACACUGUCUCUUUGAACUAUAGAGACACUGAAGUCAUCAUGGGUCUGUACAAUCAUCACAAAUCGGUUGGACAAGCCCAAGACCUCGUGCCAUGCUCCGAUAUUUGCGGAACGAUCGUAUCUGCCGGUUCAUCGUCGUGGGAGCAGGGCCAGCGAGUAAUGGCAAUAUUCAACCAGACUCAUACCCAUGGCCAAGUCAAGGAAAAGGACAUGGCAUCCGGUCUGGGUUUGCCUCUGCCCGGUUGCCUCACGGAAUAUCGAGCCUUCCCGGCUGAGUCUUUGGUUGCAGUACCGGACUACCUGUCAGAUGAGGAGGCGGCGUGUCUACCAAUUGCUGGCGUUACCGCAUGGAUGGCAUUGAACGGCAUGCGACCUCUUGGACAGCCCAUUACCAGUGGCGGUGAAACUGUUCUAUUGCAAGGCACUGGUGGCGUUGCUAUCUCUGGCCUGCAGAUUGCCCACGCAGCUGGUCUGAAGACAAUCAUCACGUCUUCAUCCGACAAGAAAUUGGAAAGGGCGCAAAGAGAGCUCGGCGCAAGUCAUGGCGUCAACUAUAAGACAAACCCGGAGUGGCAGGAGGAAGUCAUGCGUCUCACCGAUGGCGAAGGCGCCGACAUCAUUUUCGAGAAUGGAGGCGCUCAGACACUGCGGAAGAGCUUUGAUUGCGUCUCCUUUGGAGGUCUGAUUAACGCCAUUGGCUAUCUGUCCGGAAAGGAAGAUGCGCCUUCAGACAGGAUCAACAUGAAUGUCCUAGCUCUGAGACGUAAUGUCACAGUCAAGGGGAUUUUGAAUGGACCGCGUGAGCAAUUCGAGGAGCUCACAAAGUUCUAUGCCAAACAGCAGAUACGUCCCGUCGUCGAUAAGGUCUUCACAUUUGAAGAGGCGAAGGAGGCACUGAAGUAUCUGUUCUCGGGUGGACACUUUGGCAAGGUCGUUGUCAAGGUUUCGUAG